This is a messenger RNA of Hyaena hyaena (striped hyena), 3309 nucleotides long. RefSeq names its product zinc finger protein 770 (gene ZNF770). Lineage: Eukaryota; Metazoa; Chordata; Mammalia; Carnivora; Hyaenidae. The coding region runs from base 137 to 2215 and encodes 692 amino acids. The transcript is spliced from 2 exons. The record is from RefSeq and is a predicted model, not a curated record.
GCCAGCCCUGCGGACGUGCGCUCGUUGCCUUCGCGGCGUUCGGGCCCUGAGAUGCGCGCCUACCCUGGCCGUGCCAGCUCCAGACAUCUGUGGAGUUUAAGAACAUGGAAUUCAUCAGCGUAUAUCACUGAAGAAUAUGAUGGCUGAAAAUUUAAAAAUGCUAAAGAUUCAACAGUGUGUAGUAGCCAACAAACUACCUAGAAACAGGCCAUAUAUUUGCAAUAUUUGCUUCAAGCACUUUGAAACACCAUCAAAAUUAGCUAGGCAUUAUCUCAUUCAUACUGGUCAAAAGCCAUUUGAAUGCGAUGUGUGUCAUAAAACUUUUAGGCAACUGGUUCAUCUGGAGAGACAUCAACUAACUCAUAAUCUACCUUUUAAAUGUAGCAUUUGUCAACGCCACUUUAAAAAUCUGAAGACGUUUGUGAAGCACCAGCAACUUCACAAUGAAACCUACCAGAAUGAUGUUAAACAGGUCAGAAGAUUGUUGGAGGCCAAGCAAGAAAAGCCGGUAUAUGGGAUGUAUCAUACUCAUACCACAGAGGAAAGAUGGGCAUUGCAUCCGUGCUCUAAAUCUGAUCCCACAUACAGCCCUACAAAGAAAAGAAAGAAUAUUCAUGCAUGUACGAUCUGUGGCAAGAUGUUUCCAUCGCAAUCAAAACUUGAUAGGCAUGCACUUAUUCAUACUGGUCAGAGGCCUUUUCAGUGUGUCCUGUGCAGUAAGUCUUUCCGACAGUCUACUCACUUAAAAAUUCAUCAACUCACACAUUCGGAAGAAAGACCUUUUCAAUGUUGUUUUUGUCAAAAAGGAUUUAAGAUUCAAAGCAAACUUCUGAAGCAUAAACAAAUCCAUACCAGGAAUAAGACCUUUCAGACUCUUUCAUUAAAGGUGAAGAGUCCAGAAUCAUGCCCUCUACCUAAUAAAUUAAACGCAAAGCAGGAUGGUUUUGAAAAUGGUGAUUUAGGUGAGUCUGAGGAGACUAAUCCACUUGAUGUCCACUCUAUUUAUAUCGUCCCUUUUCAGUGUCCAGAGUGUGAAGAGUGUUUUGAAUCAGAGCAGAUUCUCAAUGGACAUAAGUGUUUCCCUGCCAGAGGUGGCAAAAUGCCAAGCAGGCUCAAAAGAAGCUACAACUAUAAAACCGUUGUUAAAAAAAUCUUAGCUAAACUUAAACGUGCUGGGGGUAAGAAAUUAGAUAAUCUUCGAUCUGAGAAAAAAGUAUUUAAAAACAAUUUCUUGAAAAAUUGUGAUCUUCUUUCUGGUGAGCAGAGCCCUGAACAAACCCAGAGAACAUUUAUGGGUCCUCUUGGCAUACAUGGAACAUACAAGGCAGUUGGCAAUAAAAAGAAGAAAACUUUGGCUUUGCCAUUUUCUUGGCAAAAACACUUCCAGAACCAAAAUGUGGGUAAAAACUUGAAAGGUAUCCUUACGACAGAAAACAUGUUACCAAUAGAUAAUUCAGUGAAUAAUAAAGACGUAUCUAUCUACGGUUCAUCAGGUGAGGAAUUCUUUGAUAACUGUGAAGUGCUGAAGUGUGGUUUUUCAGUUCCAAGCGAAAACCUACAUACUGGACAUAAGAUGUGUCCUUGUGACAAAUGUGAGAAAGUGUUUCCUUCUAUAUCCAAACUGCAAAGACACUAUUUAAUUCAUACUGGACAGAGGCCUUUUGGCUGUAACGUUUGUGGGAAAUCCUUCAGACAGUCAGCUCACUUAAAAAGACACAAAUUAACUCAUAUUGAGAAGAUUCCUUAUAGACGAUCUCUUUGCCAAGUAGAAUUUGAAAAUUUGAACCAACUUCUCAUUCACCCAGGUGAUAAUGUUAACUAUAAUGCUUCCCAACAAUGUCAGAUGCUUGGUUUCCAAAAAUAUGAGGCCUCAGAGUCGGAUCAAAUAUCAGAAAUAAAAGUUAAGGCAGAAUCAGAGGAUUUCAUUGUUAGUCCCCCCUAUCGGAACAGGCAGCCCUAUCUUGCUAGUGUACUUCUGCAAUCAGAGCCGAGCCUUCACAGUCACUGUUGCGGUUAUUCAGGGCCCACGGAGAGGAAUGACGGCCUUCUCUACCAAUGCAGCGUUUGCUCCAAGAGUUUUAGAUCUCCAUCUAAACUGGAAAGACACUAUCUAAUUCACGCAGGGCAGAAGCCAUUUGAAUGCUCAGUUUGUGGCAAAACAUUCAGACAGGCUCCUCACUGGAAGAGACAUCAACUUACUCACUUUAAGGAAUGACUAAUCCCAAGAGAAAGUGGUUCUCACAUUCAGUUAUGGAACUGAUAGAACCAGUAACACAUUUGUGGUUUCUGAUAAUCUUGUUCUUGAAGCCUGUAUCAUUUAAAAUGUAUUUUUAUCAAAAGGCCUUCACUAGGUCGGGUGAUUUCAUAGGCAGUUGCUUGUCCUGCAGAGUAGGAAGCAAGAUGCAGUACAGAAAAUUAAUAGAAUGUUUUAGGAAGAGCCAAAUUAAUUUUUAGGGGGAAUAGCAUGGUUUGAUGCCACACAGUAAGCAUUUAUUUUAUUUUAAUGUAUACUUUGGCUGUAUUGAAAAUAUAAAUCCAUGAUAUGGUACAAUAACUCAGUUCAUUAAUUUUUUAAAGGACUUACUCCUUAAGGCAUGCCAUCUCCUAUUAGAUAUACUCAGAAGACUGAGAGGUAAAAAUUGGUUUUUGGCUGCAGCCAAUAGCCCCACUACAUUUUUUUUUUUUAUAUUUCCCAUAAAAGCAUAAUUUUGUCCACCUAUGGCUCAAAUUCCAUUAGAAAUUUUUUUUCCUGUAAGUAAAAAAUAUAAAAGUGAAAAUGGAUGAGAAAGUCAUAGUAUUAUUUUCAUUGGCCUUUUGCAAGCUAUUCAUUCUUGGGAUUCUGGUAGCUUCACCUUCUUUUCCGCAGGUAAUGAGAAUUGUGGGGGUUUUUUUUUGUUUGUUUUUUGUUUUUUUUGCCCAGCUUGCUGUUUUUCCCAAAUUUAAAAGUAGGAGAGGUUAGGAUGCUCCUGUAUACAUUUACCAUGUUUACUUAUCAGGAAUAUUUUCCAAGUGCCAUCAUCUUUUUGAUGAUCUGUAUGCAGUGUUAUCUUUCCAGAGGAAUAAAUGCAAUUCAUCUAUUUACUUAAUGAUUGACAGCAGUAACUGUAGACUUAAGACUCCCCUCUAGAUCUGCAUCUCCACAAGAUUUUGAUUUACUUUAGUAAAAUUUGUUUUAAUGUCUCAUGAAUUGAAUGGUCAUGUGACUUAACUAAAUCUGUUUGAUCACAUGGCAAUGCUCAGUCUAGUUCUAGUGUUGUUUUUAAUGUUUAUUUAUUUUUGAGAGAGAGAGUGAGGCAAAGUAUGAGUGGG